UGCGGCUGAGCAUGAGAUGAGCGGCGGGUGGUCGAACCUAUCGUCCUCCAUUUUUCUUCUUUCUUUCUCCCAGUGCAAAUGCAAAGAGCGGGCGGGUGCCGCGUUACUAUUGAGUCUGUGUCACAUUAGUGUGUUGUACGCAUUUUUCUGACUGGGAUUGCAGGUGAAACAACGCCAAGCAGGUUGCCUUGAUCUUCCGUAGGAUCGUUCCGUGGGACUAUUGUGCUGGUAGCUGCUUGAGGGUAGAGUUAUGAGCGACCUGGCCGUGGACAACGGCUGAAGCCGAGCUGUUAGAUUUCCAGCGGCUUGGUGUUGAUCAAGCUGCGCAGCGGAGUCGUGCUAGUUUCGACAACCACCAUCCGCCUGGCGUCAUGCAGGCUGGUGUAACGUUUCUCGCAUCGCUUUUUGCAGCUUGCUUCUGCUGCUGCCAUGCUCAGGCGCAAGGAGAAGAUGGCUCGGCUGUAGGGUUCCCUGACAAAGUUCAGGUCUACUUUCCGCAGAAGACUUCUCUGUCCUUUUUGGAGUUUCCCCGCAACGAUGCCAGGUUCAAGAAGUUGUUCCUGGUCAAUCGUGGGCGAACAGAAGUGAAGGAUGGAAGCAUCAUGUUCGCAAAAGGCAAAACGUACACUAGUGCGAGCCCGAACAUCAAAGUCGUUGCGAAGAUUGUUAGCUCGGGCUCAUCUUCGUUACCUGGCCAAAGCACCCUGGAUGGCUUGAGUGUCUCGCUGACAGCCGCCGUCGAAGGGCAAGGGGUUGUGGACGUUCACGUCACGACCGUUGGCCUUGCUUCCAAGAGCCUCACAGCCAGCAAACUGAGUGCCAAGCAGGCACUGAUCGCGGCCAGUGGACGCCCGCUGGACGAGGAAGCCAGAGCCAAAGGAGAAUUCAAUGUUUCAAUGCGCUGUGUUGGCCGUGGACAACAGCUGAUCCGGCUCACCGUCAGUGUUGAGCCGCUGGUGAUAUCGCCACAACGGCACCCCACGGCUGAAGUUCACAUGUUCAUCCGCAGAGCCUGCGGUACGGCAGCACCCACAGUUCAGCCCACCACACAGGAGGCCGGCGAGGAUGUGGAGACGCGGCCAAACUUCCGAGGGUUCACCCCACCCAGCAGAGAAACGCCGGCAAUAACCAAAUACUCUGCGGGCAUUGCAGCAGUAGGGCUCAUAGCAACAGUUGUGUUCUCUAUUCUUAUCUACCUCUGGUGCCAGCGCAGUGCUAAGCGUGCCAAGCGACGACGUCGGAACUCUCCCAGAGUCGAGUUCAACGCCGACGACAACAUUGUGCAUGUUGCGUCCAACAGCAGCAAGCGAGCGGCGAAUGGCAAGUCCAAGAAUGCCGCCAGCGCGAACAGCAAUGUGCCGAAUAACCAACUACACAGCCAAGUCCGGCAGCAGGAUAGUCUGUCUUAUGGAGAUGUCCAGUCCAACGUGAUCACACAGCGAUCAACUCUUUCGGGAGUAACUGGUGGUGCGCAUGCAGCUGGUAAUGGAGAAGAGGGAGAAGAUGAUGAACAUGGCAGCCACCAGGAGGAUGGGGUUGAUGCGGAGAACAAUGGCGAGGGUCCAGAUGGCUCCAAGUUAAUGACUAUGUCUGAUCCGACUAGGCCUGCGUCGCUCAAUUCAGAUGAAUCAAUGAGCUCUGUGGCACCACUGAUAACAGUACAUGCUACCUACCCUUGGCAAUACCAUAGUGUGUUCCACGGGUGCAUCAUUGACAAGGAUCGCAUCCAGAUCGGUCAGAUUGUGAAGCAAGGUUCUUACGGACAAGUGUUUGAAGGUACUCUUGGUUAUCCAGAGCGACUGCCAAUCAUUGUGAAAACAUCAACACAGAGCGCUCAUCAGGAUGAAAUCCAGCGACUUGCCUUUGAAGCCAUGGUGUUGAAGGGUGCCGUGCAUAAGUACGUGCAUUCCGUUGUCGGUAUCUGCUUUGCGUCGACAGCAACUAACGGCGUACCCGUGCCGCCGUUUCUGAUCUUCCCAAUGGUACCGGGUCAGAAGUCUCUCAAAGACCUUCUUCUGCACACGCGGCGGGUGGCGGGCAUCCGCGACUCCAGUACAGAUGCCGGGAAUGGAUCAGUGGGACGAGCUGGUGGAAAGAUGCUGUCCACACCGCAGCUAGUGAUGAUGGCAGCACAGAUUGCUCGUGGACUGCGCCAUCUGGAGAAGAGGAACAUUGUGCACAAGGACGUCGCCACCAGGAACUGUGUUGUAUUGCCCAACCUGGAGGUUCGUAUUGGCGACGCCGCUCUCUCCUGCGACCUGUAUCCCAAUGAAUAUCACUACCAUUUCAACUUUGGACAUGCCAAGGUGCCGCUGAAAUGGAUGCCGCUGGAGUGCAUUGAAGAUGGUCAUUUCUCAGGCAGCAGCGACGCGUGGGCGUUUGGAGUGACAAUGUGGGAAAUCAUGACACUGGGUAGCUUGCCCUUCGAGGACGUGGAUGAGCUGGAUCUUUCGCAACACUUGCGCAACGGCCACCGGCUUCAGCAGCCGCGGCGUUGUCCAUUCGAACUUUUCGCCAUCAUGGCACGGUGCUGGGCUCUGUCACCCGAGGACCGUCCAGGCUUUGGAUUUCUGGUGCAUGCGCUUUACACGUACGCAGACACGUUGCGAUGCUACAUCUAAACUACGGCGGAAUUUACCGUCCCACUCCAGCAAGUAGUGGCGGAUGUGUAGGUGCAUAGCCCGCUGUGAAGCGAUACGGCAGUAUUCGUGUGACCGGGUGUGUGAUGCUUGAUGAACCCUGCUGUCAUGUUUAAAACUUGAAUGUAGACUUGUACUAUAUUAUUUACAUCCUGGUAAGAUUUGCAUGUACGCACGAACUACAACUUGAUUCCCCAACUUGCAAUGUACCACCCGGUCAGUAUCUGAUAUAGAUACUCUACUGGUAUACUACUAAAUUCACAAUUUACAUAUCAGAUUUUUUUCUAUUCACAGAUUUGUGUGAUCAGGUUAUAUUUCUUUUUCUACAGAAAUCUAUGCUUGAUCAAUGAUACUACAGACAUAUUUCUCCCCCUAAAACCUUCAAACCCCUGUAUAUACUUUACCCAUUCAGGAUUGAGAUUAUCGCCCUGUCAGAUGCUACUUCAAAGUAAAAUUCA
Sycon ciliatum is the source of this 3097-nucleotide messenger RNA. Its product is annotated as probable serine/threonine-protein kinase DDB_G0267514. Gene Ontology annotation, molecular function: protein kinase activity; ATP binding. Gene Ontology annotation, cellular component: plasma membrane; signaling receptor complex. Lineage: Eukaryota; Metazoa; Porifera; Calcarea; Leucosolenida; Sycettidae. Gene Ontology annotation, biological process: axonogenesis; protein phosphorylation; positive regulation of kinase activity. The transcript has 13 exons. The coding region runs from base 372 to 2621 and encodes 749 amino acids. The record is from RefSeq and is a predicted model, not a curated record.